Cannabis sativa is the source of this 1088-nucleotide messenger RNA. RefSeq names its product putative pectinesterase 52. NCBI's taxonomy places the organism in Eukaryota, Viridiplantae, Streptophyta, Magnoliopsida, Rosales, Cannabaceae. Bases 1 to 1086 code for a protein of 361 amino acids. Gene Ontology annotation, molecular function: pectinesterase activity. Gene Ontology annotation, biological process: cell wall modification. The record is from RefSeq and is a predicted model, not a curated record. The transcript has 5 exons.
AUGCAGCUUUAUCUCCCAGCUCUAAUAUUAUAUAUAAUUAAUAAUUUUGGUUUAGUAUUAUUACUUGUAGUAGUAGUGAAUAUUGAUGUUGUGAGUAGUUUGAGUCAUGAACAUCGAAUUUUAUUAAGAGAUUAUUCUUCAAAAGUAGUAACAAUAUCGAAGAUCAUCACUGUUAACAAGAAGGGUUCUGGGAAUUUCAACACUAUUCAAGCAGCCAUUGAUUCCAUUCCUUCUGGAAACACUCAAUGGAUAAAGAUCCAAAUUUCUCCAGCCACAUACACAAUAAUUUACAGAGAAAAGGUAAAUAUUCCUCGUGAGAAACCAUAUAUUUAUCUUGAAGGAAUUAACGGUCGUCAUGAGACAGUUAUCACAUUUAACGACCAUGAAAAAACAGAUGAAAGUGCUACAUUCUCCUCCUUCCCGGACAACAUUGUUGCCAAGGGCAUUUCAUUCGAGGUAAACUCAUACAACUUAAUGGGAAGUAAAAGUGAGGUAACACCAGCAUUGGCAGCAAGAAUAUAUGGUGACAAAUCGGCAUUUUUCGACUGUGGCUUCCGAGGAGUUCAAGACACGUUAUGGGACGUAACUGGUCGACAUUAUUUCAGUAACUGUUACAUCGAAGGAGCCGUAGAUUUUAUCUUUGGUUAUGCUCAAUCUUAUUACCAAAAUACAUUGAUAAAUGUGACAGUUGGAAAGAUGAUGGAAAAUGUUAAGUACAUAGGGUACAUAACAGCACAAGGAAGAGCAUCAGAGAAUGAUCCUGGUGGGUUUGUAUUUGAAGGAGGGUCUGUUGUAGGGAGUGGGCAAGUGUAUCUUGGUAGAGCUUAUGGUGCUUUUUCAAGAGUCAUAUUUCAUGCCACUAAUUUUGCUUCUAAUAUCAUUGUUCCACAAGGAUGGUAUGCUUGGUUUAACAAAGGCCAUGAGAAUACUUUUACAUAUGCUGAGGUUCAUUGUGAAGGAACUGGAUCAGACACAUCCAAUCGUGUUUCGUGGGAAAAAAAGCUUAGUCAAUCAGAGUUCAACACUACUUAUUCCAAAUCAGUAUUCAUUAAUCAAGAUAAUUGGAUGCAAACACUCCCUCAAUAGCU